AUGGCAACUUUCGCGCAAGUACAAUCGACAGGCUUCAUUCUGCUGGCCAUGCUGAUGUCCAACAGCAAAGCGUCCUUCGGUCAUGCCUCCUACGCAGCCUUUCGCCCGACUUAUCCCACGAGCCUCUACGACGCUGUCUUGUCGUACCAUCGGGGCCCUAAACGACUGUGCCUGGAUUUAGGAUGUGGAACCGGUAUAGCAACACGCGAGAUGAGCAAACACUUUGAGAAGGUGAUAGGGACAGAUCCAUCGAUGGGCAUGGUCAAGCAGGCCCAAGAGAACUCCCCUGAAGAGCAAUUGUCGAACAUUGAGUUCCAACAAGGCUCGGCCGAGAGCACCCCCUCUGUGGGUGAAGGUAUCGUCGAUUGUGUGGUCGCCGCACAAGCAGCUCACUGGUUCGACUACAUUCGAUUGUGGCCUGAGAUGCAUAGGUUGGUCCGCUCCGGCGGCACAGUAGCAUUCUGGGGUUACAAGGACCAUAUGUUUGUGGACUACCCCAAUGCUAGUAAGAUCAUGAUGUCGUAUGCCUAUGACACUCAUCCUGAUAAGCUUGGAUCGUAUUGGCCUAUGCCUGGACGCUCUUAUUUACAGGACAAGCUUCGAGUCAUCCAGCCGCCAGCACAGGAUUGGGAGGACGUCAAGAGAAUUGAAUAUGAACCGGCGCUCAACGGGAGACACUCGGGCGAAGGCACCCUGUUCAUGGAGCGGCGCAUCUCCGUUGGCCAAUGUAAGGAAUAUGUCCGGACCGCGAGUUCGUACCACGGCUGGAUGGAGAAACACCCAGAUCAGGAAGCUCGUUCCAAGGGCGGGAGUGGCGACAUCAUGGACCAGAUGUUCGACGAGAUCGCCGAGAAUGAUGAUCACUUCCGUGACGAUGAGAAUCUUGUUAACAUAGAAUGGGGCUCCGCACUAGUAAUGGCCAGGAAGAGAUAA
Molecule: messenger RNA, 933 nt
Organism: Lecanosticta acicola
Lineage: Eukaryota; Fungi; Ascomycota; Dothideomycetes; Mycosphaerellales; Mycosphaerellaceae
Source: the annotation of a GenBank genome assembly